Messenger RNA from Magnolia sinica, 1425 nucleotides. RefSeq lists its product as uncharacterized. The transcript has 5 exons. NCBI's taxonomy places the organism in Eukaryota, Viridiplantae, Streptophyta, Magnoliopsida, Magnoliales, Magnoliaceae. The record is from RefSeq and is a predicted model, not a curated record. The coding region runs from base 28 to 864 and encodes 278 amino acids.
CCGCACUUGGCACGCCUCCAAAGAGAGAUGCUUUUUGAGAUGGCAGCGUCGGCCGAUGAAGGAGAGUCGGAAGCGGAGGUUCGACUCACCUUCGGGUCGUAUCUGCCACCGGUUCGAUUCGUGAAUGACUCGGCCGAAGAGAUCCUGCUGCUGUGGGCGAUUCAACAGCCCACGCUUUCUAAACAGAACUCGUUCGUCCGUCACUCGUCUCUGCGACUCGACAUAGAGGCCUGCGGCCGCCGACUCACCAUCUCCCAGUCUCCAUCGUCCAUGAGCACACCUGGAGUAACUGGAGCUGUGAUGUGGGAUAGUGGAGUAGUUUUGGGGAAGUUCUUGGAGCAUGCUGUUGAUUCUAGAAUGCUUGUUCUUCACGGGAAGAAGGUUGUUGAAUUGGGCUCCGGCUGUGGAUUAGUCGGUUGUAUUGCAGCUCUUCUGGGGGCUAAUGUUAUUCUGACUGAUCUGCCUGAUCGGCUGAAGCUCCUAAAGAAGAACAUUGAAACCAACAUUGAAGGGAAUGCACGUGGUUCGGCCAUGGUGACUGAGCUCGAGUGGGGUGAUGAGCCAGAUUGCGAGUUGAUUGAUCCUUUGCCAGACUUUGUAUUGGGGUCCGAUGUAAUCUACAGUGAAGGGGCGGUCACGGAUCUCCUGGUUACUCUACGGCAACUUUCUGGGGCCCACACAACUAUUUUCCUGGCGGGAGAGCUACGAAACGAUGUUGUGCUGGAAUGCUUCUUGGAAGAGGCUAUGAAGGAGUUUGUAGUUGGUCAUGUUGAUCAGGCGCAAUGGCACCCGGAUUAUUGCAGCCAUCGGGUAGCAAUGUUUGUUUUAGUGAAGAAAUCGCAGAAAAGGGGGCUGAGGGAAUAGUUUCUGAGUCUCGGUUUUGGGUGUCGGUCUCACUAUCAAUCCAGUCUUUCCAUAAGGAGUGUGUUCCUCUUCUACAAGGAUACCAACAGUUCUGUUGCCUAGUUACCAGAAGCAGCAGGAAGCAAGAGCAGCAAAUGCAGAAAGUUAUUUCUGGAUUCAGAUUCCUUAGGAAUUCUAGGAAUUCUGAGAUUUCAAAACUGGUGAUGGAUUGGAAUGUGUGGGCAAGGAAGUCGCCCGAGCUUGACGUCUGUGAUGAAAUUUUCUUAUAGCUGUAUGCAAAAGCUCUAGAGGCAUAUCAGGCAUGCAUGAAGGUUCUUACAGAGAGAAGUGAACAGAACGCCAUUUUAAUGGCAAAAAUGGAACAGAAAACUGAUAAUUUGAUAGAAGUAUGAAAGCUAUAAGGAAAGAUAUCGAAUCCAAUGGCCUGCACAGCAGUCAGAAAAAGCAUAAGAACGUCUGGAUUAAUGCGAAAUGAACUAGAGUCAUCCAGCAACUGAAGUUGUGUAUUUGUGUAUGAUAGAAUUUCUGAUGCCAUCAAACUACAACUUUCCAUCUCAAACA